CCAUUCGCGCUUCCCUCCAUAAAACCCAACCGCGGGGCACUGCCACCACUCGAGCCGCACCACCAGCGCAGACCAAGCCCUCCUCCUCCUCCCCGACGACGACGCCUUCGCUUCCGCCGCCGCCGCGAUGGCGUCCUCGUCCACCGCCACGUCCUCCGCCCAAAUGGGGCUGGGCCUCGGGCUAGGGUUAGGCGCCAUGGGCGGGCUGGGGCUCCUCCUCCCCGCCGACCGCGAGGACUGCGACCCGGAGCCCUGCGCCUCUCCCCCGAGGGCCGCCCUGCGCGUCUGCGGCGCCGUGCAGCACUACGAGUGGGGCACCCGCGGGGAGGCCUCCCUCGUCGCGCGCCUCGCCGGCGAGACGGAAUCGGGCCGCCCCUGCGCCGAGCUCUGGAUGGGCACCCACCCCGCCGCCCCGUCCUCGCUGGCCGACGGCGGCGGCGGUGGGGUUUCGCUGAGGGAGUGGCUGGCUCGCAGCCCCGCGGCGCUCCUUGGCCGCGCCGUGGCCGCGCGCUGGGGCGGCGACCUGCCGUUCCUAUUCAAGGUGCUGUCCGUGGCCAAGCCGCUCUCCAUACAGGCGCACCCGGACAGGGAGCUCGCCAGGGCGCUCCACGCGCUGCGCCCCGCCACGUACCGCGACGCCAACCACAAGCCCGAGAUGGCCGUCGCCGUCACCGAGUUCCGCGCCCUCUGCGGCUUCGUCAGCGUCCAGGAACUCAAAAUUGUUCUGAGGACUGUACCUGAGGUUCGGAUGUUAGUUAAUAAAGAAGAUGCUGUGAAGCUUAUGACUGCCAAAGAGCAUGAUGGAGGUAUUGGAGUAAGGUCACAUCUGCAAUCAGCAUUUACUAAGUUAAUGGGAACAACUAAAGAAGCAGUUUCUGAAGCAAUUUCCAAACUAAAGAUUCGCCUGAAUGGGGAGAGUAAGAUUCGAACCUUAACGGAGAAGGAGCAACUAAUUUUAUCACUGGAACAGCAGUACCCAGGAGAUGUUGGCGUUUUAUCGGCAUUUUUCUUUAAUUAUGUCAAGCUGAGCCCUGGUGAAGCACUUUAUAUAGGAGCUAAUGAACCACAUGCAUAUCUCUCAGGAGAGUGUGUGGAAUGUAUGGCAACCUCAGACAAUGUUAUUCGUGCUGGUCUGACUCCUAAGUACAAAGAUGUCCAAACUCUUUGUUCCAUGCUGACAUACAAUCAGAUGUUCCCAGAAAUUCUACGAGGAGUUCCUGUACAGCCGUAUGUAACACGUUACACGCCCCCUUUUGAUGAGUUUGAAGUUGAUCGCUACUUGCUACCACAUGGCAAGUCGGUUACCACACAAGCAGUGCCCGGCCCAUCGAUCUUUCUCGUCAUGACCGGAGAAGGUGAGAUCGAGGCUGAUGGCAUGGCUGAUGGAGGAAAAGCAAAUGUAGGGGAUGUUUUCUUCGUGCCAGCACGCACCGAGGUCAAGCUCCAGGCUUCUGGUCCCGGUUGCUUGCAGCUGUACAGAGCUGGAGUAAACAGCAGGUUCUUCUGUUGAUAUGGAUAACCCUGCAAAGCGAAAUGGCCAAGGGAGGGUCAGGGGGUGUUGCAAGAACGUCUACUGUUGUAAUACCACAGCAAUGCCGGCUUUACACACAUACCUGAGAACACCGUACCUGUUGUAUGGUUAGUUAGCCAAGGUUAUCAUAGUGUAUAGGCAAAUCGAAAGUUAAGCCCAUUCGUUCAUAUCUUAAUCCUGUUUUUGUAUCCAAAGGCCUUUGGUGUUCAAUAAGCUGGGGUGAUGCAGUCUGUAGUUGAGCUUCAACUAUUUAUAUACAUGGAAAUUGGAAAAGAUGAGGUUACUUUGCAACAAAGAUUGAAGGCUUCUCUU
This is a messenger RNA of Brachypodium distachyon (stiff brome), 1843 nucleotides long. RefSeq names its product mannose-6-phosphate isomerase 1. Gene Ontology annotation, cellular component: cytosol. Gene Ontology annotation, molecular function: zinc ion binding; mannose-6-phosphate isomerase activity. Bases 128 to 1510 code for a protein of 460 amino acids. The record is from RefSeq and is a predicted model, not a curated record. Gene Ontology annotation, biological process: GDP-mannose biosynthetic process; carbohydrate metabolic process. NCBI's taxonomy places the organism in Eukaryota, Viridiplantae, Streptophyta, Magnoliopsida, Poales, Poaceae. The transcript has 4 exons.